This is a messenger RNA of Cucurbitaria berberidis CBS 394.84, 1512 nucleotides long. Its product is annotated as DUF185-domain-containing protein. Lineage: Eukaryota; Fungi; Ascomycota; Dothideomycetes; Pleosporales; Cucurbitariaceae. The transcript has 3 exons. Bases 1 to 1512 code for a protein of 503 amino acids. Gene Ontology annotation, molecular function: protein-arginine omega-N symmetric methyltransferase activity. Gene Ontology annotation, cellular component: mitochondrion. The record is from RefSeq and is a predicted model, not a curated record.
AUGGAUUCGCCGCUUGUCACGCAACUCUUCCGCCAACUAUUCUCACACCGUGCGUCGCAAUGCCUUGCCCGUGGAGCUCGACCAGCCCUUGCAGCUGCCCGCCCACCACUAAUACAACGUCGGGGGAAAGCCACACGACUAGGUGAGGGGGACACGAAGAGGGAGAGCAGAUGGACACCCAGAAAGAAUGCUUUCCCGCAUGAGAGGACAGAGGAGUUUGAAAGAUACCCAACGGUCACGGCGGACAUGCUGCGGAGUAGGAGAGAGAGGCCGCGGAGAGUCAAGAUGCUCCUGCGCGACUUUAUAGAAGACAGCCUAUACAACCCAAACUACGGCUACUUCUCCAAACAAGUCGUCAUCUUCUCUCCCGGCGACCCCUUCAAUUUCAAUGCCCUCUCCUCUGAACACGCCUUCUUCCAGCAACUCCGCCACCGCUACACCGCGUUCGAAGAUGCACUCGACUAUCAAGAACCCAACGAUCUGCGCCAGCUCUGGCACACUCCCACUGAGCUCUUCUCCCCAUACUACGGUGAAGCUAUUGCCCGCUACCUCGUCGAGGACUACAAGUACAACUUCUACCCUUACCAUGACUUGAACAUAUAUGAGAUGGGCGCAGGCAACGGCACCAUGAUGCUAAACAUAUUGGAUUUUAUAAGGGAUGGGCAUCCAGAGGUUUAUGAGCGAACAAAGUAUAAGGUCAUUGAGAUUUCGUCUCAGUUGGCGGAUUUACAGCAAAAAGGAUUGGGAUACUCGGCGUAUGCUCGCGGACACUCAGAUAAAGUGGAAAUCGUCAACCGGAGUAUAUUCGACUGGAACACGUAUGUGAGCUCGCCGUGCUACUUCCUCGCCUUGGAAGUAUUUGACAACUUCGCCCACGACGCACUAAAAUACGACUUCGAAACCGGGGCGCCGUACCAAUCCCACGUCGUCAUCGAUCCGCGCGGCGAACUCUUCGAAUACUAUUCCCGCACGCUCGAUCCCGUCGCCUUGCAAUUCCUCGAACGCCGACACGCAUCGUGCAAAUCGUACCCACACCCCUUGAACGGCUCAAGGGUCAUGCAGAACUUGAGGAGUCUGGUCCCAUGGAGGUCGAAUUUGAGCACACCGGAGUAUAUACCGACGAGACUGAUGCAGUUCUUCUACAUGUUAUAUGAGAAGUUUCCGAAUCAUAAACUAAUUAGUAGUGAUUUCCACAAGUUGGGGGAGACAGUGGAAGGGUUGAAUGCGCCAGUUGUACAGACGAGGUAUAAAAGGCAGAUGAUUCCUGUUACUACGCCUCUUGUAAGUCUCCCAAAUUUGCCCGUCCACCAAGGCUACUUCGACAUCCUUUUCCCCACAGACUUUGAAGUUAUGGAGCCCAUGUAUACAGCGAUAACAGGACGCUUCGCGCGCACAUACCUACAUGAAGACUUCAUGGCCGGUAGAGCGAAUAUCGCAGAGACGAGUACAAAGAAUGGGGAUAAUCCGCUAUUGAGCUGGUAUAAGAACGCGAGUGUUAUGAUUACCUUGUAG